CUGAAGCCAAGACCUGUGUGUCAUUAACGUUACGUUACCUUAGCAUUAGCCCAAGUAAGGCAAUCUAACGCUGUCACUUACUUUAAAGUUACUACUUACUUUACUUUGUUAUAAUGUCAGACGCCGGAUCUGUGGAUUUGGACGACGAACAGGGGUACCUUGGGGAGUACGAGGGGGAGCGGAAUGAAGCCGGAGAAAGACAUGGUUUUGGCAGAGCAGUACUACCAAACGGAGACACCUACCAGGGCCUGUACGAAAAUGGCAAACGAUGCGGUCAGGGAACUUACCGGUUCAAGAACGGUGCACGGUAUAUUGGAGAGUACUACCAAAACUUGAAGCAUGGUCAUGGGAUUUUCUACUAUCCAGAUGGCUCCAAAUACGAGGGGAGCUGGGUGGAGGACCUCAGACAAGGCCACGGGGUGUACUCGUACCCCAAUGGAGACACAUAUGACGGGGAGUGGCUACGACAUCAGAGGCAGGGGCAGGGUGUGUAUGUGUACAAGGCUACUGGUUCCCAGUACUGUGGCUCGUGGGCGGGGGGGAAGAUGCAGGGCGCUGGAGAAAUCAUCCAUCUCAACCACAGAUUCCAGGGCAACUUCCACAGCAACUACCCCUCAGGUCCAGGGAAGUAUGUAUUUGACAUUGGCUGUGAGCAGCACGGGGAGUAUAUGCAAGUGGAGCAGGAUCGAGGAGAUGGAGAUGAAGAGGAGUCUGUUUCUAUGCAGCUGAAAUGGAAACCCAAAUCAGUCUCUGGACUCACACUGUGGAGUCCAGUCAAAGAGAGCACAGAAGGGCAAGUGGAAAAGCUGAAAGAACUGAAGACACAAAAGGUCAACUGAACCCUGGCCAUGAACCCUCCCCAUGAACUCACACACACUCAUACACACACACACGCACGCACGCAUGCGCACACACAUACACACGCACGCGCACACACACACACACACAUACACACUCACACACGCACGCAUGCACGCACACAUACACACACACGCACACAUAUGUAUCUUUUUUCACUCUGGAAUGUUAAUUAAAGGCUGUAGUCGUC
Messenger RNA from Alosa alosa (allis shad), 1048 nucleotides. It is a transcript of the gene rsph1, whose product is annotated as radial spoke head component 1. The transcript is spliced from 8 exons. Gene Ontology annotation, biological process: spermatid development; axoneme assembly. Bases 114 to 839 code for a protein of 241 amino acids. Gene Ontology annotation, cellular component: motile cilium; nucleus. Lineage: Eukaryota; Metazoa; Chordata; Actinopteri; Clupeiformes; Clupeidae. The record is from RefSeq and is a predicted model, not a curated record.